UAGCGGAGUAGGGUCUACCACUAGAUGCUCGAACUUCUGGAAUAUGGCGCCUCCAGUAGUAUUAGCCUUAUGUCGAAUGGCAAAACGACAUGGACCGAUAUGUGCCAAGUACUCGUGGGAAAUAUGAUGGAUGAACAAACAAACACAAACAUAAACAUAAGCGAUGAAAUUGAACAGAGAGCGGAUGCGAUGGUAGAUGUAGGUAGGGAAUUGAAGAGGUUUCUUCUUGAUGAUUCAAAUAAAAUUUCAAAGGCGGCGUCAGCGGUUAUUUUGGAUAAAAUGGCGGUAUAUGAGGGGAUAAUUAUAAAGCUGAUAGCGGAGAGGGCGGAGGCUAGGAGUAGGGUGGAUGAGUGCAGGUCACUCAUUGCAACAUUAGGACAGGCGCCUAGACAGGUUAAUGUGACUAGUCCACAAGUAACCAUGGCGCAAAAAUUGGUACAGCCAGCAAAAGCGGCGAUUAAAACGUUUGCGGUUGCGGAGGUUAAAGUGAGAACGAUUAGGAAAAUUAGCGAUGGAGUAGUGAUAGAGGCGGCGACAGUAGAAGAUGCGGAAAAUAUUAAAAAGAAGGUGGUUCGAGAAAGAGGUUUGAAAGUUGCGGAGGCGGUGAAAAUGAAGCCGAAAUUGGUCAUCUUAGAUGUACCAAAGGCGGUAAAGGAUGAGGAAAUUGUUGAAGAUCUUUUUAAUAAAAACGAUAUAAAUAAUAUAUCGGUGGAGGAAUUUGCGCGGGACGUAAAAAUAGAAAAGAGAGUUAUGAGGAAUGAUUUGAGUAAUGUGGUUAUAAAGGUGACGGAGGAAAAUAAGGAGAACACAGAAUCUAAUGAAAAUGAAGAAGUACUGUUUAGACCAAGAAGGACACUAGCUAGAUCUCCGACGCAAAGCGCGAAGGAGAGCGCCAAAGAGAGUGAAUGUGAAGCCAGAGAGGGGGCACUGAAGUCGAAAAAAAGGCACAAGAGGAGCCCUCCGGAAGACGGCAACUAUAGGAACAAUAAGAAAGCAGUAAUGACCAAUAAUACCACCAAAGCUGACAGCAUUAGCGAUAGUGAGGCUAGUCAAACUGAGGACAACGAAGAGCCAAGUAUAAUCAGCAAAGUCAAACGACUCGAGCAGCUGAAGCAAGAGGCGAAAGAAAUCGAAGACGCAAUCGGUGCACGACAGGAUUUAAGCACAGCAAAUGAGCUGAUGAGAGAUAUUGUGAACUCAGUUAGGGAAAUAAGGAAAGCCACCACAAAAAAAUCGGGUGACAAGGUGCAGUUCCAUAAAACGGAACAAGAAACUGUAAGUGAAUAUUUAAUCAGGCUACAUCGAAGCCUAGUAGAAAUAAUAUAUUACUGGGGACAGGCUUCCAUAGAGUGCGAAAAACAAAAGCAAAGGGCGGACAAGUGGAAGGAGAUUGCGAUGAAUGAGGAAAGAGGAAUGGAUCAAAAGGUAGGCAAUGAUCUAGUAGUGAGUGAGAUGAAUGCAAUGAGAGCGGAAAUAAGAGAGAUAAGAAACAUGUGUAUGGAAGGCGGUGAAAAAGAGAGAGAGAAAAGAAAGGAUUCAAUCCAAGGGACGAAUGAGCAUAAAAACGCGAAUGAAGUAACGAAAGACAGAACCAAAAAAGCACCCGUCAAAACAUACGCGACAACUGUGCAGGAAAAUAGAGAAACUGACAAAGAAGAUACGGAGAAAAACGGGGAAUGGACAACGCCAAUUAGGAAAAGGCGGAAAGAAAUAAUAGUGAACAUGGGAACCGAAAAAGAUGGGGAAAAAGUACUAAAUGAAAUAAAAAAAGCACUCAAUAGCAACGAUAUAGGGAAAGAAGGAUUGAAGAAUGUUAGAAAAACAAGGAAUGGAGAAGUCAUACUAGAAACAAGAUCAGAGGAACAGAACUCAAAGAUUAAAAGCAUAUUGAACAGUAACAGCGAAUUAAGAUUGAAAGAAACGGGGAACAGAAAGCCACAACUAUGGAUAACUAGGGUAACGGCUGGGUACAAUGAUGAGGAAUUCGUCAAUGAGCUGAGUGGACAAAAUGCAGACAUCUUAACUGAAUGUACGAAAGAAGACAUUGAUAGUAUAAAGGUCAUCCACAGAAGGGAAUGCAGAGACGAAGCCAAACAAAACAUUGCAAUAGAGCUGAAUGCAAAGCCAUUCAAGAUAAUGGUGAAAAAAGGUAAAAUAAACUUUGACCUGAUGAUGCUACACGUAGAAGAAAGGAUUGAACCACAAAUGUGUUACAAUUGUUGCCGUUAUGGACAUAGUGGUAAAAAUUGCAAAGAAAGACCGGUAUGCAUGAAGUGUGGGGAGGAAGGCCACGACAGCAGAGGAUGUGAAGAAUCAAGACCCCUAGACUGUAUUAACUGUAAAAGAUCUGACAUGAAUGAAAGACAACAUGCAGCGAGGGACAAGAAGUGCCCUAUGUUCCUAAAAAAAGUUGAGCAGCUCAGGGGACAAAUUAAUUACGAUUAA
Molecule: messenger RNA, 2445 nt
Organism: Phaedon cochleariae (mustard beetle)
Lineage: Eukaryota; Metazoa; Arthropoda; Insecta; Coleoptera; Chrysomelidae
Source: the annotation of a GenBank genome assembly